Aphidius gifuensis is the source of this 1157-nucleotide messenger RNA. RefSeq lists its product as uncharacterized. Gene Ontology annotation, cellular component: SCF ubiquitin ligase complex. The record is from RefSeq and is a predicted model, not a curated record. Gene Ontology annotation, biological process: SCF-dependent proteasomal ubiquitin-dependent protein catabolic process. The transcript is spliced from 3 exons. Lineage: Eukaryota; Metazoa; Arthropoda; Insecta; Hymenoptera; Braconidae. The coding region runs from base 6 to 1157 and encodes 383 amino acids.
UUUUUAUGUAUAUUCCAGUAUGUGAAAGACCAAAAAUUGCACAAGUAUGCAAAAACUGGAAUAGAGUUGUUCAUUCUUAUUGUUUUAAAGUAAAGAAACUUGAACUAUCUCAUUGGGAAUACGAUUGUCCUCAAAACUUUUUAGAGCAAUUCAAAACAAAUGAGAAUAAAUCAAGUUUCUUAAGAUCACUUCUUGAUAAAUGUUGCAGUUAUUUAACAGAAUUAGACUUGGUAGCUUAUGAUAGUUCUAACAUAGUGCCUAUUGUUAAUGAAUCUUGUCCAAACCUAGUGAAACUUCGACUAAGAUUGAGACAUCCUUUUGAUAAUAAAGAUUUUAAAAAUGCAUUUUCACGUAUGUCUAAACUGAAAAUAUUAAAAAUUAUAUUUCAACGUACUCCUAAAAUACCUAAGACUUUAAUUUUGUCAUUGAAAAAUGUUGCCAAUACUUUAAAUGAACUCACUCUGUUUAAUAAAAGCGAGGGCACAAUGACAUGGAGUCAAUUCCCAAACUCAUUUUUGGCUAUAAUUCCCAAACUAAAAGCCUUGAAAAAAAUUGAAAUUGGUGGUAUAGGGAUUUCCUGCCGCAUAGCUAACGCUAUUGUUGAUGCUAAAUUAAAUUUUCAUCAUCAUGAGUAUAUUUGUAAAGAUUAUUUAGACAUUAAGCUUGUGGAUAUCACACACCUUUUUUUAAGCGACAUCGACAAACUUACAGAUGAUGUUUUGUAUAUUAUUGCCAAUAGCAUGAAAUUCGUAAAUCAUUUAAGUGGAAAUAGUUCAUUGGUAACUGAUAUUGGUAUACAAGCAAUUACAAAGAUGAAACAUUUAAAACAUCUUUAUUUACCUGGCAAAAGUAACAUUACUGAUUCUUCAUUGAAAUUGAUCAAAGGGCUGCAAAGAUUGGUACUACCAGGAAGUUAUAAAAUAACUAACAAUACCAUCGAAGAAAUUCUUGAAAAUUCACCAUCUAUUUACGUGAUGCGGUUUGAACAUACAAGUAUAACUCCUGAAUUUAUAGAAGCAGCAAAGAAAGUAUCAAACGAACGUAAAAUAUUAUUAAAAUUAUUAGUCCAAUUUCCUAAUCAUUGUGUGAGUCAAAUUAAAACGGAAUAUUUGCAUGUUUGGUGUCUCUGCUGUGUGAAAUAUCCGAUCAGGUUAUAG